AUGAGCACCGCGUGCGCUCAAAGCGACGUGGAAGGCACUUGUAGCAAACUAGCAUCUCUCGUGUCGACUGUUUCUUCCUCUCCGGGCAACACCAGCUAUGUGGAACUUGCCCAUGAGAACUGGUCUGCUACUGCAUGGGCGAGUCCCUCGUGUAUUGUACAGCCCGCAUCCGAGGAAGAUGUCCAGACAGUUGUCGACUUGCUGGUGUCUGAACAAGUUCCCUUUGCUAUCCGCUCAGGUGGCCACAGUCCUUCCCCAGGGGCUGCAAAUAUCGACAACGGCGUGCUGAUCGACACAUCUUCCCUUACGCAUGUCACUUAUGAUGCGACAACUUCCACAGUCACAGUGGGCUCAGGCAACAGAUGGGGCGAUGUCUACAACGCUCUCGACGAGUACAACGUCACGGCUGUUGGUGGAAGGGUCUUGGAUGUCGGAGUCAGCGGGUUUCUCCUGCAGAGCGGCCUUUCUUACCUGUCGGAUCUCUAUGGACUUGGUUGCGAUAAUGUGAUAGAACAUCGAAUUGUAUUGGCAAAUGGAUCCCUCGUUACGGCAAGCGCCGAUCAAAACCCAGACUUACAUUGGGCGCUCAAAGGCGGCGCCAACAAUUUUGGAAUCGUCACCUCUUUCAAGCUCAACACUUACCCCAUCCACGAGGUAUGGGGUGGCUUCAAGUUUUACGACAUUGAACAGCUCCCCGCACUCUACGCAGCCAUGGCUGAGUACCAAGCAACUCCAAACAAAGAUCCUUACGCCAAUGUCAUGUUGCAAGCCUUUACGACCAACGUCAGCACCGGAGCUGUGCUUGACAUUGUAUACCUUAAACCAGAGAUGGAUCCUGAGGCGUUUGCACCAUUUUACUCCAUCCCCACAACCAGCGAUAGUACAGGCAUUCAGACGCUCACUGAGAUGCUAGCGAAUCAAUAUGUGCCUGACAUUCCUCGUAUUGAUUGGUUCGCCACGAGUUUUCUGCCCGACGCCGAGUUGUACGGAACCAUUAACAAUCUAACCACGUCGGAAGCCAAUUUGGCGCCUAUAAAGUCCCUCAUUGCAGGUUCCAUGGCUAUUGGUCUGCAACCCAUCUCAGCCAGCCUUGUUCUCGCGGGUCAAGAACGAGGAGGCAAUGUCUUUGGGCUUCCGACAGUCAACCAUACUUGGUUCGUGCUGGACGCGGGCUGGUGGGAGGCUUCCGAUGACGCUGCUGGGCACAAUGCCACGCUUGCCAUCCGAGAUUCCAUUUGGGACGCGGCCACGGAGAGAGACCUCGGAGUGGAGUACCUAUUCUCGAAUGACGCAAGUUACAGUCAGCCAGUUCUGCAGAGCUACGGCUCGGCAAAUGUAGCAAAGAUGAAGGACGUGCAGCAACGCUACGACCCCGAUUUCGUUUUUCAAAAAUUGGUACCAGGUGGAUUCAAACUAGGCAUCUAG
Molecule: messenger RNA, 1425 nt
Organism: Pestalotiopsis fici W106-1
Lineage: Eukaryota; Fungi; Ascomycota; Sordariomycetes; Amphisphaeriales; Sporocadaceae
Exons: 5
Coding region: 1-1425 (474 amino acids)
Molecular function (GO): FAD binding
Source: RefSeq, a predicted model, not a curated record